Messenger RNA from Xenopus laevis (African clawed frog), 1547 nucleotides. RefSeq names its product UDP-galactose-4-epimerase L homeolog (gene gale.L). The record is from RefSeq and is marked provisional. Gene Ontology annotation, cellular component: cytosol. NCBI's taxonomy places the organism in Eukaryota, Metazoa, Chordata, Amphibia, Anura, Pipidae. Gene Ontology annotation, molecular function: UDP-N-acetylglucosamine 4-epimerase activity; UDP-glucose 4-epimerase activity. Gene Ontology annotation, biological process: galactose metabolic process; beta-D-galactose catabolic process via UDP-galactose, Leloir pathway; monosaccharide metabolic process.
GCGGAGUGAUUGGAAAGUUUUGCUGAGCGUAUCAGGAUCAUGAACGGAAAGGUGCUUGUAACGGGAGGUGGUGGAUAUAUUGGCAGUCACUGUGUGCUAGAAUUGCUGGAGGCUGGAUACAGUCCUGUAGUCAUCGAUAACUUCCACAAUGCUAUCCGGGGUGCCAACAAUAUACCAGAGAGUUUGCAUCGAGUGCAUGAUAUUGUUGGGAAGACAACUGAAUUUGAGGAGGUGGAUAUUUUAGACCGUGCUGCUUUGGACAAAUUAUUUAGCAAGCACAAAUUCUCAGCAGUCCUACAUUUUGCUGGACUGAAGGCAGUUGGGGAGUCCGUACAGAAACCACUGCUGUAUUAUAAGGUGAACCUGACUGGCACCAUCCAGCUACUAGAGGUAAUGAAUUCUCAUGGGGUGAAGAAUAUAGUAUUCAGCAGUUCUGCUACAGUAUAUGGUGAUCCCAAUUAUUUACCUAUAGAUGAAAGCCAUCCUGUUGGAGGGUGUACCAACCCUUAUGGGAAAACCAAGUAUUUUAUUGAGGAGAUGAUCAAGGACCAGUGCAAAGCUGAGGAGGACUGGUGUGCCAUUCUUCUGAGGUAUUUUAACCCAAUUGGAGCUCAUGUUUCAGGAAGAAUUGGAGAGGAUCCCCAAGGAAUACCAAACAACUUGAUGCCAUAUGUUUCACAGGUGGCAGUGGGACGACGAGAAUUCCUGAAUGUAUUUGGGAAUGAUUACAACACACCAGAUGGAACUGGUGUCCGUGAUUAUAUACACAUUGUAGAUCUGGCUAAAGGGCACAUUGCAGCUCUCAAAAAGUUAGAGACCUCCAGUGGCUGUAAGGUAUACAACCUGGGAACUGGAACAGGCUAUUCUGUUCUUGAGAUGGUGAAAGCAAUGGAAAAGGCUUCUGGGAAGAAGAUACAACAUAAAAUAGCCCCAAGGAGAGAAGGUGACAUUGCUACAUGCUAUGCAGAUCCCGCACUGGCCAAAGCAGAGCUAGGCUGGAAAGCAGAGUAUGGGCUAGACAGGAUGUGUGAAGAUCUAUGGCGCUGGCAGGCUCAAAAUCCAACAGGUUUCAGCACUGAAUCCUGAUCAUAUUUGAAGGAUGUUUUCUCCAUAUUCUUUUGGGUGUAGAUAAGCCUUAUUUAUAUUUUAGGUGAAAAAGAAUAAAAUGUAUGGCACCAUGUGCUUUUAAGAUGGAUUAAAUUUAUGAGAAGACCUUAGGUUCUCCUUUAUCCUCUGUGUUUGUCAGUGCUGCAAGUAUUUACCUUCAAACAAUUAAUUGAAUGAGUUCUGCCAAACUUCGACUGUUGUUUAAAGAUGUACCACAUGGCCUAUUUGUAAUUGCCGUUAUCCUCAGCAGCCUUAUUGCAUAAUCAUAAAAUUUCCAACCUCCCAUUAUUUUGUAUUCACGGUCCCACACCUACUAAUAAGGAAAUUCAAACAUUACCAGCAACCUUCAGCUUCUUAAAGAAGUAAACAAAGUGUAUCAAUUGCAUAUAUUUCAGAGGAAUUAAAUGUUUUAUUAAAUGCUAACCUCAAAGAAAAAAAAA